This is a messenger RNA of Suillus fuscotomentosus, 1674 nucleotides long. RefSeq names its product membrane transport protein-domain-containing protein. The record is from RefSeq and is a predicted model, not a curated record. The transcript has 9 exons. Gene Ontology annotation, cellular component: endoplasmic reticulum; membrane. Gene Ontology annotation, biological process: transmembrane transport. Bases 1 to 1674 code for a protein of 557 amino acids. NCBI's taxonomy places the organism in Eukaryota, Fungi, Basidiomycota, Agaricomycetes, Boletales, Suillaceae.
AUGGACAGCACUCCCAUCUGGCCGCUUCUCUUGACUGUAUUUCAGGCAUGUUCAAUUCUAGAGGUAUUUCUGUUAUGUCUCGCAGGUUACAUACUCGCCUGGCGCCGUAUUAUUGAUAAGCCCACUCAACGCGUGAUCAACCAUAUCAACAUCUCCCUGUUCACCCCUGCCUUGUUGUUCUCCAAAGUCGCAUUCUUCCUAAGUCCAGCAAAACUCAAGGAACUAUGGGUUAUUCCAAUUUUCUUUAUAGCGGUCACGGUUUUCUCUGCGCUCGUAGCCAGAGUCCUUUCGAGGAUAUUUGGAUUGAAGAAAUCUCAUCGUAACUUCGCUAUGGCUGCUUCGAUGUUCAUGAAUUCGAACUCACUACCCAUCGCUCUGAUGCAGAGCCUCGUGAUCACUGUAGAUGGCCUUAAAUGGACCCCAGACGACAACACGGACGCCAUGUUGGGUCGUGCACUCACGUACCUCGUGCUGUAUAGUACUCUCGGGAUGAUGCUUCGCUGGAGCUACGGCGUGCGUUUGCUUGCCUCUGCAGAUACUCCGCCUACACCAACCUCUCCCCGUUCGCCUCUACUCGCGGCUGUGCCAUAUGAUGCCGAAGGAGCCCAAUACGCUGAUAAUUCAUCCUUAUCAGAUGAGACGACGCUUAGCGAGCACCAUCAUUCAUCCAGGUUCCAGCCCACGAGCCCUUCUCAUCACUGGCAAACUCAGGUCCAUCCCACAAGCCCUUCACAUCACUGGCAAACCCAAGCUCGUAGCCAAGCCGUAGUCGUGACUUCGCCUCUCGAUGACACAGAUGACAAUGAUCAAGAUACAGCGUCACGGAAUACGGCUAUAUAUCACUCUUUCCCAAAUUCACCUGUGCGGGAAGAUGCACCUUUGGCCUCGGACAGUGUCACGCCCGCAGACUCAGAGGAUGGAAUAGAAGAUGGGGCAGAAGUUACAAGUGAAAAUUUCGGACAUCGUCGACACCGCACUGGUCUCCGACACGUCUGGAAGUCCACCAAAAAUGCAUGGCGCCAUAUCAACGCGUUCAUGACAAUGCCCCUAUGGGCUUCCGUCCUCAGUCUCAUCGUCGCGUGUACUCCGCCGCUCCAGUCUGCGCUUGAACACAUGGAAUCAGUCAAAGGCGCGCUUGGUGCUGCAGGCAAUUGCAGUAUACCACUGACGCUUGUGGUGCUUGGGGCAUACUUCUACUCCGAACCUCCCGAGGAUGACAUGCAAAAUGGAGAUCUGACGGACUACGAGACAGAUGAGACAAGGCAGGACCUCGGGCAGAACAAGUCUCGUACCUCACUGCUCAGUACCCUUCAGGAGAUGCUGGCACUCAAACGUGUACAGCAGCCGCAGCUCCAGACGCUUGGGGAAGGCAAGACGGUGUUCGUGGCGGUGCUUGCAAGGAUGGUAAUCGUCCCAGCUGUGAUGCUUCCUGUGUUGGCGAUUCUUGCUCAGCUUGAUAUCCAUAAUGUCUUUGCGGACCCUGUGUUCGUGGUGUCGAAUGUACUCUUGAUAGCAAGUCCACCGGCUCUGACGCUCGCGCAGAUAACGCAAGCAGCUUCGAACGACUCGUUUGAGAGGCUAAUAUCACGGACAGUUUUCUGGUCGUAUUGCGUUGUCACCCCACCAAGCACGAUUUUAGUUGUAGUUCUGGGGUUAUUAAUCGCAAAGUUGUGA